AUGACGAAGCGAUCGGAGCAGUGCAGUCCAGGCCAGCAGCCCGAGAUCAAAGUCAUCUCGCCCAAGGUCGACAAGUUCCUGACGCUGGCCCCGCAUACUACACAGAACCGGACCGGCGUAUUCCUGACGGGUUCGAAGCUCGAGCUACAGCAGCAGAGUUUGAUCCCUCGAACCAUCGUCAAGACGACCGCGUGGAGUGUCGUGGCGGAUUACUUCCGUCUCUUCCGCUACGCUCUGACGGCGUACGUGCCAAUGUCGGAGCGUCGCUGA
This is a messenger RNA of Phytophthora sojae, 270 nucleotides long. RefSeq lists its product as hypothetical. Bases 1 to 270 code for a protein of 89 amino acids. The record is from RefSeq and is a predicted model, not a curated record. Lineage: Eukaryota; Oomycota; Peronosporomycetes; Peronosporales; Peronosporaceae. The transcript has 2 exons.